Messenger RNA from Rubroshorea leprosula, 759 nucleotides. Lineage: Eukaryota; Viridiplantae; Streptophyta; Magnoliopsida; Malvales; Dipterocarpaceae. The record is from the annotation of a GenBank genome assembly.
UUAUUUAAAAAUUUAAAAAAAAUUUGGAUCUUACAGCAAUUUUACAAUUUUAUAUGCAGAUAAGACUAGAUAAAAAAUAGGUGGUUGUAAAACACUAUGAAGCCUCAGGCCGGCAGCUUAGUCAACCAAACAUUAUAUAAUGGAGAAACGAAUCAAGCGCAUUCUAAAUCCAAAGCAGCUGACACAACCGAGAAAUCCUAUGUAUUUAUAAGGGACAGAGACAGAGACGAAGAGACAAGGUACGUGUUCUAUACUGCUGUUGUUGCGGCAGCGUAUACCCUGUUGCAGAUACCCUUUGCUAUCUACAACCUGAAAAAUGACAAAAGGAUGAUCAAUUUCUUGCGGAAAUUUGAUUUCUAUGCGGACGGGCUAAUUAGCCUUCUACUGGGCACAGGUGUCGACGCUGGCUUUGCUGUAACGAAUGAGUUGAAGCAACUGAUAGAUCAUCUUAUCUUUGAGGAUUGGGGUACUGACGACCCAAAAUCUGCUUUUGCUAAUUUCCUGAACAAGGUAUAUGGCGGUACAGGGCUACUCUUGGGUGCAUUUAUAUGCAUGAUUGUGCUCUUAGCACUCUCCUCUGCCAAUCGAAAUGCAAGAGACUCUAGUUUGAAUAACAAUUAUAGUGCUUCCAUUCAACUUUAGUUGUUUUAAUUUAGUUUUUAAUUUUUUAGAUGUUAAUUAUGUAUAUAUGAUUUUUUAAAACCUGUUAAUUGUACUUUUUUUAUUACUUAUUAUAAAAAAUAAAAAUUAAUUUUAAUU